AAGUACUUUGUCUUUGUACUCUGCGUCUACCUAAGCCAUGGAGCUAUCGAGGCAGAUGUCCCGGCUGCAUCGGAGAAGCUGAGCGAUGCGGAAAUUGCCGAAUAUCUACGAAAGCACCAGAACCUUUUUGAGGUCUCUUCGACACCGGUGCCAGGCUUCAAGUACAAAUUGAUGGAUCUGAAAUACGUCAGCGAGGAGAAGAAUCCUGUCGUAGACGACAAGGAUGACAACGGCGAUGACAUACCUGAAAGCUUCGACGCUCGUCGUUCAGUGGUCCAACUGCUCUACACUUUUUCACAUCACGGACCAAGCCAACUGCGAUGUCAAGGUGGCUGGCCGAUUAGAGCCUGGCAAUAUUUCGCAUAUGAAGGUGUUGUAACUGGCGGCAACUAUGCUACAAAGGGCAGCUGUCGUCCUUACGAGAUUCAUCCUUGUGGUCACCAUGGAACAGAGCCGUAUUACGGAGAAUGCGACGAUGAGGCCGAGACCCCAAGAUGCAAAAGAAAGUGCCUACGCGACUACAAGAAGUCGUACCCAAGCGAUAAGCGCUACGGUAAAACCGCUUACCGAUUGCCAAAUUCGGUGAAAGCUAUCCAGAGGGAUAUUAUGAAGAACGGACCAGUUGUCGCUGCAUUCAUUGUGUAUGAAGAUUUCGGUUGGUACCGAAGUGGAAUUUAUAAGCACACUUGGGGUGCAAAAUCAGGUGGCCAUGCAGUGAAGGUGAUAGGAUGGGGAACGGAAAAAGGAACUCCUUACUGGCUUGUUGCCAACUCGUGGCACGACGACUGGGGAGAGAAAGGCUACUUCCGUAUGAUUCGUGGAAUCAACGACUGUGGAUUUGAAGAGGCCAUGGUCGCUGGGCUAAUCGAGUAA
This is a messenger RNA of Ostertagia ostertagi, 873 nucleotides long. NCBI's taxonomy places the organism in Eukaryota, Metazoa, Nematoda, Chromadorea, Rhabditida, Trichostrongylidae. The record is from the annotation of a GenBank genome assembly.